Messenger RNA from Penicillium alfredii, 3756 nucleotides. RefSeq names its product translation initiation factor 3 subunit CLU1. The record is from RefSeq and is a predicted model, not a curated record. NCBI's taxonomy places the organism in Eukaryota, Fungi, Ascomycota, Eurotiomycetes, Eurotiales, Aspergillaceae. Gene Ontology annotation, molecular function: protein binding; mRNA binding. The transcript is spliced from 4 exons. Gene Ontology annotation, cellular component: cytoplasm. Bases 1 to 3756 code for a protein of 1251 amino acids. Gene Ontology annotation, biological process: intracellular distribution of mitochondria.
AUGGCGCAGACCAAUGGGGAAAUGGAGCACUCGAAAGAGGAAACAGAGACUCCCCAGGAGCUGACGAAUGGAAACAAUCCCGAAAGUGCGGAGGAAGACCCCAACGCAGGCGGUCUCUUCCAGAUUUCCGUGAAGCUUCCUCAUGCGCCAUACAAGAUCCAGGUGAUGGUCUCGAGCCAAGAACAGGUUCAGGAUGUCCGUCAAUCCGUUGUUGAGCUGCCGGGAACCUUCCAGUACACGUGUUUCCAUCUGGAAUUCAACGGGAACCGCAUCAACGAUUUCGUCGAGCUGUCCGAGGUGCCGGAUCUGAAGGCGGACUCCGAGAUUGUGCUGGUGGAGGACCCCUACACUGAGAAGGAGGCCCGCAUGCAUGUUGUUCGGAUGAGGGAGCUGGUCGGUGCUGCGGCUGACCGGGUUGACAACCUCCACGGUAUCUCGGCAGGCUUGUCGCUGCACGACUCGAUCUCGGCGGAGGCAGAGAAUGCCAAUGCAUCGGAGAAGGAUCACUCGCUCUCCAAAUACGACUUGACAGGUGCCUCGCCACUCCAGACGAUCCUGCCUCAGCCCCAGGGUCCCCUUCCUAAGACGGUGAAAUCGAUCUCGCUGUCACCGUGGAACCCGGCCCCGUACCACCUUCGCCAGAAGGGCCACCUGCUCUAUCUCCAGGUCACCACCAACGAGGGGGAGCAGUUCCAGAUCACCUCUCACGUGUCCGGGUUCUUCGUCAACAAGUGCUCGAACAGCAAGUUCGACCCCUUCCCGAAGCCGAUGCCCAAGAAGGCCAACGCCCACUCGCUUCUUACCCUGAUCUCCCAGCUGUCGCCCUCGUUCAACACUGCUUUUGAGGCUCUGCAAGAGUCCAACAAUCAGAAGGAUCUCCUGACGACUUUCCCCUUCCAGAAUGCCAUCCCGAACAGCCCGUGGCUUGUUCCGUCGGCUUCUUCCAGCCUGAACGCCCACCAGCCCGACAUCACUCGAUCGCAGGAAAACUACUUGAUCUCUGGUGUCGACAACGCGGAGACCCUGCGUGACUGGAACGAGGAGUUCCAGACCACUCGUGAGCUGCCUCGGGAUACCGUGCAAGACCGUGUGUUCCGCGAACGGUUGACCUCCAAACUUUUCGCCGAUUAUAAUGAUGCUGCUGCUCGCGGAGCGGUGUUGGUUGCCCGGGGUGAAGUUGCCCCUCUGAACCCGACCGAGGCCCGCGAUGCCCAGAUCUUUGUCUACAAUAACAUCUUCUAUUCCUUCGGUGCGGACGGUGUUGGCACUUUCACCUCCGAGGGCGGUGAUGAGGCUGCCCGCGUGGCUGUGGGCAAGGACGUUUUGGGAAUCAAGGCAGUGAACCAGCUCGACAUCCAGGGGCUGUUCACCCCGGGUACCGUCGUGGUUGACUACCUGGGCAAGCGAAUUGUUGGCCAGAGCAUUGUCCCUGGUAUCUUCAAGCAGCGCGAGCCCGGCGAGCACCAAAUUGACUACGGUGGUGUUGAGGGCAAGGAGGUGGUGGCCACCCACCCUGACUUUGUGUCUGUCUUCGAGAAGCUGUCCAAGGCCUUCCGCAUCAAACAGCACCCUGUUUGGGACAGGGACGGCAAGCGUCACGACCUGGAAGGCAGUGUCGAAACAAAGGGUCUUCUCGGCACCGACGGAAGGAAGUACGUCCUGGACCUGUACCGUGUGGCUCCGCUGGAUGCCACAUGGCAGGAAGAGGAUGGUAGCGACGUCUACCCCCACAACAUGUCUGUUCUGCGGCAGGAGCUGAUCGAGACGUACUGGAGAACCCAGAUGAGCCAGUACGUCAAGGCCGAGGUGGAGCGUCGCCGUGCCUCCAAGGCCCAGGAGGCUCCUAAGGAGGGCAAGUCUGAGGAGGGCUCGGAACAAAAGAGCGAGGAAGCCGCGGACCAAGAGCGAGUUGACAUCUCUGGCUUCGACCUUGCCCUCAACCCGGAUGUUUUCAGCGGCCAGAUUCCCCAGACCAAGGAAGAGAAAGAGCAGUGGGCCCAGGAUGAAAAGGAAGCGCGCGACGCUUGCAAUUUCCUGCGGUCCAAGGUCAUUCCCGAUCUGAUCCAGGACCUGCACGAUGGCGACGUUGGCUUCCCUAUGGACGGCCAAUCGUUGACUCAGCUGCUGCACAAGCGCGGUAUCAACAUCCGCUACCUUGGCAAGCUGGCGCAGCUGUCGAGUGAGAAGGGCCCCCGGGUGCAGGCGCUGUCGACCCUUUUGGUUCAGGAAAUGAUCGCUCGUGCCUUCAAGCACGUUGCCAACCAAUACCUCCGUGAUGUCCCUGCUCCGUUUGUGACGUCGUGUGUUUCCCAUCUGCUGAACUGCCUCCUGGGUACUGGUGUCAACUCUGCUCCUCGCCCGGAGGUGGACGCUUCGCUGCGCGAUAUCUUCCCCGAGGGCGACUUCUCGUUUGAGAAGGUCACCCCGGAGUCUCUCCGCACCGAGAUUGAAAAGCAGGUCAGUAUCCGCUACCGGUACUCCCUGGAGAAGGGAUGGGUCAGCUCCCUGAGACAUCUGCAGCUUCUGCGCGAUAUCUCCAUCAAGCUGGGUCUUCAGCUGGGUGCUCGCGACUUUCCUUUCACCAAGGACCAGGCCAAGGACCAGACCCCUGCAGCCAAUGGAGCCAACGGUUCCGGCCAGGACGAGGGCAAGAAGAAGAAAAAGAAGGGCGGCGACACCAACUCUCCGAGUCGGGCGGCGGUGCAGGCAGAGCCCGCUACCUCCUUCACCUCUGAUGACAUUCUGAAUGUCGUGCCAUUGGUCAAGGACGCCUCUCCCCGUAGUGCCUUGGCCGAAGAGGCAUUGGAAGCAGGCCGGAUCUCGCUUAUGCAGAACCAAAAGCAGCUGGGCCAGGAGCUGAUUCUGGAAUCGCUGUCUCUGCACGAGCAGAUCUAUGGUAUCCUUCAUCCCGAGGUUGCUAAGCUCUACCACCAGCUCUCCAUGCUGUACUACCAGACUGAUGAGAAAGAGGCCGCUGUGGAGUUGGCACGCAAGGCUGUUAUUGUCACUGAGCGUACUUUGGGUGUGGACUCAUCCGACACUAUCCUGAGUUACCUCAACCUCAGUCUGUUUGAGCACGCUUCGGGCAACACCAAGACUGCUCUGGUAUAUAUCAAGCAUGCCAUGGAUCUUUGGAAGAUCAUUUAUGGCGCCAGCCACCCCGACUCUAUCACGACCAUGAACAACGCCGCCGUGAUGCUGCAGCACCUCAAGCUGUACUCUGAUUCUCGCAAGUGGUUCGAAGCUUCGCUGUCCGUCUGCGAGGACCUGUUCGGCAAACAGUCCAUCAACACUGCCACCAUCCUUUUCCAACUGGCCCAGGCAUUGGCUCUGGAUCAGGACUCCAAGGCUGCCGUCGGCAAGAUGCGCGAUGCUUAUAACAUCUUCCACGCUCAACUGGGUCCUGAGGACCGCAACACCAAGGAGGCCGAGACCUGGCUUGAGCAGCUCACGCAGAAUGCCGUUUCCAUUGCGAAGCACGCUAAGGACAUCCAGGCUCGCCGUCUGCGUCGCAUCAACAUGAACCCUCGUGUGUCGUCUCUGGGCACCCGCGUCCAGCCCCAAGUUGGCCAGACCGCGCCCGAGGUUGCGGGCACAGCCGGUGCUUCAGGUUCAAGCCUGGACUCCCGCAGUGUCGAUGAACUGCUGAAGUUCAUCGAGGGCGGCGACACCAACUCUUCUCGCUCGAAGCAGAAGAAGCGCACCACCACCAGCAACCCCAAGCUCCGGGGUUCAAAGCAGACGCCCAAGGCAUAG